AUGACAGAGAAACAUCUACAACUCAUUUGCUUACGCGGGCGGGCGCUGGGCGCCGUCGACAAGUACCGCCUGCGCAAGAAGUUCCCGCUGCCCAGCACCAUCUGGGACGGCGAGGAGACCGUCUACUGCUUCAAGCGCCGCUCCCGCGCCGCCCUGCGCGCCUCCUACGGCCGCAGCCGCUACCCGAGCCCCGAGCAGAAGCGCCGCCUGGCCCGCGACACCGGCCUCUCCCUCACCCAGGUCAGCAACUGGUUCAAGAACCGCCGGCAGCGCGACCGCAGCGGAGGCGGCGCCGGCGCCGGAGGAGGAGGAAGAGGCGCCGGCACGCCCAGCAAGAGCGAGUCGGAUGGGAAUCCUAGCACAGAAGAUGAAUCCAGCCGCGGCCCCGAAGAGACAGAAGCAGCUCUGGGGAUUUCCAUGACGCCCGAAGGGCUUCCAAACUCUGGCAGCCUUUUCUUGCCAGCUUCCUGCUCUAGCGCCUCCUCCAUCCUUUUGAACGGCAACUUCAUCACAGCCACCUCUCCCACGAUGCUCCUCAAUGGCGGAUCGGUCAUCCAGACCCCCAGCGGAGGAGUCAUCCUGAACGGAUUGGCCCUGGCAGACAACCAGACCAUCACCCUCAGCCCUGUGGCGGCCACCCCCAGUCCACCUGUCCUCCUCAACGGCUCCCCCUCCUUGCUGAGUGGGAAACCUGCCGCACCCAGCAGUCAGGAGGUCUCCAAGGCUUCCCAGGAACCUCUUCCCUCCACAGCUGUCAUCCUCAGCCCAGCAGCUCUUCAAGGAGAGGUGAAAUCAGAGACCGCAGAGCCACUGGCCUUUGGGGUGGAAGUGAAGUCCGAGGAUAGGCAGGGGGCCGUCCCACCCCUGUUAUCUCUCCCUGAUGCUUCCACACUGCUCUCUGACCAGAAGGGAGCCCUGCUGGUGGCUGCUUCCAUGUCUCAAGUAGUCCCAUCCAACGAGGAGGCUCCUGCAGCCAGCCAGCUGGCCCCGCCACUUCAGCCAGCAGCCACCUCCAGCCCUCAGAUCGUCCCUCUUGCCAGGCUAGUCCCUGCCACUCAAGCCAUGUCACCUCCCCAGGUCACUGUGGCAACCGUCAGUGGGCAGGUUACCCUGGCAACCCCAUCUUCAUCUACUACAGCCACACCACUCAUUUCCAUCCCGGGAUCUUCUCCAGCCCAGGCUACGGUCCUCCAUGUUCCUGCCCCGUCUCUGGUCCCCAUCACCCAAGUGCCACCUCCCUCUCAAGUGGUCCCUCUGUCCCAGUCUGUCCCAGGGACGCAGGUGCUCUCCCCAUCCCAGAUGGUGCCCAUGUCGCCCACGCAGAUCUACACCGUAACACAGGGAACUCCUGCCCCUCAGCUGGUCUCCCUCCCUCAAGUGGCCCAAGGUUCACAGAUCCUCUCUCUCCCCCAAGUGGUGCCCACCUCGCAGGUGGUGACGCUGCAACAGGGCGUGGGCAGCCCCAUCCAGAUCCUAACGAGUGCUGCCUCCAUCAAAAUGGGCCCCGUGACGGGGACGCCAGCGGCUGGUGGAAAUCUUGGCCAGAGCAGUGUGCAUCUCAUCAACACCAAUGUCGGCAUGACAGCUGUGCAACUUCCAGGCACCACGCCAGGUAACCUCCUGCUGACCAAUCCGGCAACGGGCAGUAGUACCAUCGUCACUGGCAUGGCUCUGCAGCAGGGCAAGCUCAUUCUGACGGCCACCUUCCCAGCAGGCAUGCUGAUGGCACCCAUCCUCUCAGCUCCAGCAGCAGCCCCGACCCUGGCUGUUCCCAUCAAGCAGGAAGUGGGAGUGACUGCACCAGCCACUCUCGGAAGCCAUGAAGCUGGGGACAACAACAGCACUGGGGUGUUGCUCCCCGGUGUGACUUCUGUGCUGCCCUCUGGGGUCUCCUCACUUUCAGCCUCCGACAGCGGUGGGUCAGCUGACUUGUCUCCAUAUAGCACCAACUCUGGGCAGGCCAUCCUUCUUUCCAGUUUCUCCCAGCAAGAAGGGCUCACAGCAUCCCAGCAGCAAAUGGUGUGGCCUGGUGCCGUCAGCAUGGAUCUUCAAGGGACCGGCUCCGAGGGGCUGUUUGAAAUGGACAAGAGCCCCAUGGAGGAGCAGGGCGGCUUACUCCAGCUCCCUGAGGAUGAUGGCCUUUUGCUCGAUGCUUCUGGGGCUGACCCCAUGGGCUCUGAAGCCCUGGACUCGGAUGAGAAGGUGCUGACGCAGCUCCAGUCGGUGCCCGUGGAAGAGUCGCUUGACUUGUAAAACAGAAAAAUCCAGAGGGAUCCAAGGAGAUAGUUUGCGGGGUUCUCCCUGUAAUCCUGGGUUCUUGUUCCUUGCCACCUCCCAGACCAGGACUGGUUUAGGAGAGCUAGAAGUGCCUUGAAAGGGAAACCUUUUUCCCAUGUGUGUGAACCCUUUUUUCCCUCUCUCUCUCUUUGUAAUCACGGCUGCAGGUGUAUCUUUUUGCAAGGGUGAGCAAACACUACAGUACAAAAACUCAUAUAUGGACGGUUCUCUUCCAGUUCUGCACAGUAAUUACAAAUAUCUAAGUGCCAUCUUGUGGCCACCAGAAAAGUAGCAAGCAACAUCUACACUUGCUUUCUUUGGAGGCCAAGAAGGGCUUUCUCUGCUUGGAGGGAGAACUGGGUUGUCCUCCCUUUUAUUUCCUGUUAGGCCUUCCUGCCCCUUCGAAACCUGUCUCAUUCUCUUGCGAGCCGCGAUGAUGCCACUUCGAGGUUACGCAUUGCCCAUUCACCAGCAAUGGGGAGCACUUAGACCACAAGGGGAUGUUUCCUUUCCUCUCAUCCAUGGUGCUAGGGAUGGGGUUCAGUUCGCAGUGUGACCCUCAAAUCCCAAUUUGGAGGGGGUAGGGAGAAGAGCCAGUUUCCAGUGGCUGGACUUAACUAUGCUUUUUGAGUUUGGAGCAGGGAAAGAUCCAGGCUUUGCUUCGUGUUGGUUUUUAGGGCUGUAUGUUGGUGCGUUUCUGCAGUGCUUAAAUAUGUGGUUCAAAAUUGGAAUGCAUUGACACGAAAGGAACCAAAAAGGAAAUAUAGACAUUGUGCUGGUCCUUCAGGAUAGAAAAGCCUGACUAGAGUCUCUUUUCUACAUUUUUUAUGUCCGUGUAAGCAUUUUUCAGCAUUUAGUACAUAUGAGAAAGCAAAGGAAAUCAAAGGAACGUGUGAACUGUACAUGAAGCCCUGACUUGUGAAAAACAGAUGAGAUCCUGCAGAGAUCCGUCUGGCAAUUAAAGGUACAUGCAAAUAGAUUUUAGAUGCGGCUUUGCAGCCCUUUAAACCAUAGUAAAAUCAGUAAUGGCCUUACCCAAAAUUCCCUAGUUUUAGGGGUUGGGAACAAAAAAUCCCAGGACAAUUAGAGACACUUAAAAACAUUCCUGAAUACCUUGUUAUGUCAUUACACUUGAGUUCCCUGGAGCAUAUGUUUCUUUUUGCAAAUUUUAAAAUUAGCAGGUGGUCUGACUUUUUUUUUUAAGGCACAGAAGGAAUUAUAUAUACAUAAAUCUCUCAUUAGAAAAAGCAAGCUUAAAAUCUCUUAUUUCCCAUACUUUCUAUUGUGAAGUGGCAUUUUUCCUUCCAAUAUGUUAUUGGUUUUCUUUUUACACUACAUCCAUGUAAUUGAUGGGGAAUAUUAGGACCAUUAACAUCUUAUAUGACGUGAAGGCCCUGCUGUGCAGGUGAAGGAAUUUCUGAAUAUUGAAUCUGUGGUAGUGAUUGAAGGAAUUUGGAAUGUUUUGUAAAAACUUUUCAAAACAGAGCUAGUUUUGGAAAUGAUACAGAGGGAAACUUUUGAGCCACCAUGGAGCAACUCAACGAGGUAAUCAUAGUAACAUUACAGGUUAUGCUACUUUCCCUACUGUCUUCCAGAAGAACUGUUUUCUCUUUUGUAUUCUUUUAAACUACCCAUGCUCUUUAACAAGAAAAAGUGAAGCUUCUAAUUUAGAGAAGAAAUGUUAUAGCUCAGUGGUAAAGCAUAUCUGCUUCGCACAUAAAUGCCCCAGGUUCAAUCUGUAACAUCUCCAGGUAAGACUAUAAAAGACGCUUGCCUGAAGCUUUAGAGAGCUGCUCAAGCCCAUGUUCCCAACAUGCCAGCUGUGGGAUUAAGAGAGUUGAAGCCAAUAAGUCUGAAAGACACUUGCUAAGAAAAGGUUGAUGUAAACACUGCAAAGCUAUGUAGACCAAAAGACUGACAUGAUGUAAGGCAGGUGCAUAGCGUUUCCAUGCCAGAAAACAGACCAGCCAAUCCUACAAAAGGAAACCGCUAGCUUAAAUAUUCUAGGGCAGAAACUCCUGCCCUUCGUUUAUGUACCCAUGCAGACUCAACCCUCUUGCAGAACUUCUCUGUGUCAAUCAAGAGUUUUUCACUGAAGUAGAAGGGGAAUUUUAUUGAAAAACUGCUGUUGAGUAGCAAUGUGCCACUGGGAUUUUCCACCUUGAUUGCAGAGUUAGAAGCCCACUACCCUGGCUUCUAACAGUUGACAGUUCUGGAGAGAAAUCACAGUAUUGCUGCAAAAUGACAAGACUAACUGUUCCUCUCUCUCCCCUAUUACUGUAUUUUCCAUGAUAAGAGCUAAGCAUCUAAGUUUUCAGCUGAAUAAUUGAGCCCCGCCCAGCCCCUAUCUACCCCACACAGGUACUACAGCAUUACACGUCU
Pogona vitticeps (central bearded dragon) is the source of this 4659-nucleotide messenger RNA. RefSeq names its product SIX homeobox 5 (gene SIX5). Lineage: Eukaryota; Metazoa; Chordata; Lepidosauria; Squamata; Agamidae. Gene Ontology annotation, molecular function: DNA-binding transcription factor activity, RNA polymerase II-specific; RNA polymerase II cis-regulatory region sequence-specific DNA binding. The record is from RefSeq and is a predicted model, not a curated record. Gene Ontology annotation, biological process: regulation of transcription by RNA polymerase II. Gene Ontology annotation, cellular component: nucleus; transcription regulator complex.